Messenger RNA from Globicephala melas (long-finned pilot whale), 894 nucleotides. RefSeq names its product ubiquitin C-terminal hydrolase L3 (gene UCHL3). Gene Ontology annotation, biological process: ubiquitin-dependent protein catabolic process; protein deubiquitination. The record is from RefSeq and is a predicted model, not a curated record. Gene Ontology annotation, molecular function: cysteine-type deubiquitinase activity. Gene Ontology annotation, cellular component: cytoplasm. Lineage: Eukaryota; Metazoa; Chordata; Mammalia; Artiodactyla; Delphinidae.
GGGGCGCAGGGUUGGACGGGUCCAGGUCAGGAGCAAGGGGGCGGAAGCGGCGGCGGCUGUCAGAGCUGGAGAAGGGCCGGGCGGAGUGGCCAUGGAGAGUCAACGCUGGCUGCCGCUGGAGGCCAAUCCUGAGUUUCUCAAACAAUUAGGUCUGCAUCCUAACUGGCAGUUUGUUGAUGUAUAUGGAAUGGAUCCUGAACUCCUUAGCAUGGUACCAAGACCAGUGUGUGCAGUGUUGCUUCUCUUCCCUAUUACAGAAAAGUAUGAAAUAUUCAGAACAGAAGAAGAGGAAAAAAUAAAAUCUCAGGGACAAGAUGUUACAUCAUCAGUAUAUUUCAUGAAGCAAACCAUCAGCAAUGCCUGUGGAACAAUUGGACUAAUCCAUGCUAUUGCCAACAAUAAAGACAAGAUGCACUUUGAAUCUGGAUCCACCUUGAAAAAAUUCCUGGAGGAGUCUGCAUCAAUGAGCCCUGAAGAACGAGCCAGAUACCUGGAGAACUAUGACGCCAUUCGAGUUACUCAUGAGACCAGUGCCCAUGAAGGUCAGACUGAGGCACCAAAUAUAGAUGAAAAAGUAGAUCUUCAUUUUAUUGCAUUAGUUCAUGUAGAUGGGCAUCUCUAUGAAUUAGAUGGACGGAAACCAUUUCCAAUUAACCAUGGGGAAACUAGUGAUGAAACUUUAUUAGAGGAUGCCAUAGAAGUUUGCAAGAAGUUUAUGGAACGUGACCCUGAUGAACUGAGAUUCAAUGCCAUUGCUCUUUCUGCAGCUUAGCUUGUCCAGAAUGGAAACACCAAAUACUGUAUUAUUUGCAACAAAAUUAAAUUUCUUCUGCCAUACACUAACUCAAAAAUUUUGAUAUUUUCAUUAACUUGACUGAUUAAACUUUAUGUGAA